CCGCCCCCGUCCCUCCCCGCGGCCCCGGGCGCCCCAUCCCCGCCCCGCGGCGGGGCCUGGCGGCGGGCGGUGCCGGCGCAGCGCGGAGCCAUGGCGCCCAAGGGCAAGGCGGGCACCAAGGGCAAGAAGCAGAUCUUGGAGGAGAACCGCGAGACGCUGCGCUUCUACCUCCGCAUCAUCCUCGGGGCCUCGGCCGUGUACGCCGUGGUGAACCUGGUCAUCUUCUACCCCGCCGCCUCCGCGUGGACGUGGCUCGCCUUCGUCUUCAGCUCCGUGGUCUACGGCACCAGCUACCGCUCCAUGAACUCCAUGGCAAAGCCGUCUUUCACAGACGAUGGCAGCCUUGCCGACGGGGGAAUUGACCUGAAUAUGGAGCAGGGGAUGGCAGAGCACCUCAAGGAUGUGAUCCUGCUGACAGCUAUGGUCCAAGUGCUGAGCUGCUUCUCACUCUACGUCUGGUACUUCUGGCUCUUGGCUCCGGGGCGUGCUCUGUACCUCCUGUGGGUGAACAUCCUGGGGCCCUGGUUUACAGCCGAGUCUUCGGCCGCCAGUCAGGAACCAAACGAGAAGAAGCAGCGCCGACAAGAACGCCGCCAGAUGAAGCGCUUUUAGCCCUGGCCGGGGAGAUGGAUUAACCCUGUCUCUCAUCUCCAUGCUGUUAUUUCAUCAGGGAUGCGACAGAAACCAAUCCGAAACCAUCACAGUAUCUAUGUUGCCCUCAGUCAUUGCUGCCAUUCCACGAUGAAGGCUGCAAGAGACUUCCCUUGGUUGGUUUCUUAGUGCCAGUCGAGGCCUUGCUCCUUGUGAUGACAAGGCGGGGGGUUAUGCUGGCAUGUGUAAAUACCUUUCUAAAGCAGUGCUGUAUCGCGUUCAAGGGUGGGGAUUGCAAUGCUGGAGGAAAUAGUAUAUUAAAGAGCAGAGUCUAAUUGGC
Cygnus olor (mute swan) is the source of this 931-nucleotide messenger RNA. RefSeq names its product transmembrane protein 208 (gene TMEM208). Bases 91 to 612 code for a protein of 173 amino acids. The record is from RefSeq and is a predicted model, not a curated record. The transcript has 6 exons. NCBI's taxonomy places the organism in Eukaryota, Metazoa, Chordata, Aves, Anseriformes, Anatidae. Gene Ontology annotation, biological process: vacuolar protein processing. Gene Ontology annotation, cellular component: intracellular membrane-bounded organelle.